This is a messenger RNA of Plenodomus lingam JN3, 1575 nucleotides long. RefSeq lists its product as uncharacterized. Gene Ontology annotation, cellular component: fungal-type vacuole. NCBI's taxonomy places the organism in Eukaryota, Fungi, Ascomycota, Dothideomycetes, Pleosporales, Leptosphaeriaceae. Gene Ontology annotation, molecular function: glucan 1,4-alpha-glucosidase activity. The record is from RefSeq and is a predicted model, not a curated record. Gene Ontology annotation, biological process: polysaccharide metabolic process.
AUGCUGUUCCCUAUAGUCCUCGUCUCUCAGUUUGCACACUACGCCUAUGCAUUCUCGAUACCGCAACUACCGCGCCUGAGCAACUUCGUGGGCGCGAGCCAUGCUCAGAGUCAACAGCAACCGCUGCAGGAUACCCUCGAUGGCUGGCUAGAGAAAGAAGAGCGGGUAGCGCUGGAAAGACUCUUUGCAAAUGUUGCGCCAGGUGGUAGCAAUGUGAGAGGGAAAGGUGUCGCGCCUGGCACUGUGGUGGCGAGCCCAAGCCAAGAGGAGCCUGAUUAUUGGUAUCAGUGGGUACGAGACGCCGCCAUCACCAUGGACACGCUUGUGGACAUAUACGCCGAUGAUCCAUCCUCCUCUCGCGCCUCAGACAUCUCCACCAUUCUCGACGCAUAUGUCACACUCCAACGCAAGAUCCAGCAAACUCCGAACCCCUCGGGCACUUUUGACAACCUCUCGAGUCUCGGCGAGCCCAAGUUUCAUGUCGACGGUACGCCUUUCACAGGCUCAUGGGGAAGGCCUCAGCGAGACGGUCCUGCAUUGAGGUCGCUAACACUCAUGCAUUAUCUCCGCGAAUACAAUGCCUCACACCCCUCGCCGUGGAACUCCAAGAAGGCUGAGGAGUUUUUCGGACAAUUUUACACUGCGGAGCUGCCACCCCGCAGUGUAAUCAAAGCUGAUCUGGAAUAUGUCAGCCACUACUGGAACGAGUCCAGUUUUGACCUCUGGGAGGAGGUUGAAGGAUUGCAUUUCUUCAACCUCAUGGUCAGUGCCAGAAGCCUGCGAGAAGGCAGCGAACUCGCCCGACUACUCGAAGAUCCAGGAGCGGCAGAAUGGUACGAAGAGCAAGCAGACUACAUCGAAACGCUCCUCGGCAAAUUCUGGAACGCAAAAAAGGGCCAUCUGGUUGAGACGCUCUGGAGCAAACGAACCGGCCUAGACUGCGGUCUCCUCCUCGGCUCCCUCCACGCACUCCCCACCUCGGAAUCACAAGACACAGCCAUCUAUCCCCCCUGGUCCGACGAGGUCCUCCUCUCCCUCCUCGCCCUCACAAACGACCAACGUGCCCGCUUCCCCAUCAACAGCAAUCCCACCGACGACCCAGACACCCCGUCCACGACCCCCUUUGAAGCCACCGGCCUCGGCCGCUACCCAGAAGACCGCUACAACGGCUACACGACCUCGGACUCCUCCACCGGCAACCCCUGGUUCCUCUGCACCUCGACCGCAGCCUCGAUCCUCUACCACACCGCUCACCACCUCUCCCUCACCUCCCACCUCGCCAUCACACCCACCAACCUCCCCUUCUACACCGCCCUCCUCGCCGCCUCCUCACUCAACGUGCAACCCGGCGUCUAUGGCGCCUCGGACGCCCUGUUUCACUCCGUCGUCGAACACGUGCUCGCCGUGGCAGAUGGCUUCUUGGACGUUGUGCGCAGCCAUGUGGAUGCCGAGGGUGCGAUGAGCGAGCAGUUUGAUGCAGAGACGGGGUUUUUGACGGGCGCCAGUGAUUUGACUUGGAGUUAUGGGGCGUUUUUGGGGGCGCUGAGGGCGAGGAGGGGGGUUGGUGGGUUGUGA